Messenger RNA from Trichoderma virens Gv29-8, 1817 nucleotides. RefSeq lists its product as uncharacterized. The record is from RefSeq and is a predicted model, not a curated record. NCBI's taxonomy places the organism in Eukaryota, Fungi, Ascomycota, Sordariomycetes, Hypocreales, Hypocreaceae. Gene Ontology annotation, biological process: L-serine biosynthetic process. Gene Ontology annotation, cellular component: cytoplasm. The coding region runs from base 232 to 1518 and encodes 428 amino acids. Gene Ontology annotation, molecular function: pyridoxal phosphate binding; O-phospho-L-serine:2-oxoglutarate transaminase activity. The transcript is spliced from 2 exons.
CUCGGAUCCCGUCCAAUUUGUCUCAAACUCGCAUCGUAUUCGGUGCCAUUGUGCUUGUUUUUUCGCCCUUGCAUUGCUCGUGACUCACUCCCAGCCGCAAUUUUUGUUGGCUUAUAAGAACCAGACGACCGAGGAAAAUAUCGCCAAAGGCCUACACCUGAGCUACUCACUCACUCACUCACUCACUCACUCGCCCACUUCUGCUCAUCACAAAUCAAUCCAACAACAAAAAUGCCUGCCAGAGAGGACAUUACAUAUUUUGGCGCUGGCCCUGCGCUGCUUCCUACGGACGUAUUGAAGAAGGCUGCCGAAGCGCUUGUUGAUUUCCAGGGCACCGGACUUGGGCUGGCUGAACAUUCUCAUCGCUCCGAGAUUGCCAACACCAUCAUCAAUGAGGCCAAGGCCGAUCUAGCCUCGUUUCUCGACAUCCCCGAUGACUAUGAGAUCCUCUUCAUGCAGGGAGGCGGCACGGGCGAGUUCUCAGCCACGGCCUACAACCUGGUUGGCUCCUGGGUCGCCAACAAGCGCGAGGAGAUCUUUGCACAGCCCAGACAUGAGGACGACGGCUUGCCAUCACAGAUGCAGCUCCUGAAUGAUGCAGUUAACAACGAUCUCAAGCUGGAUUACAUCAUCACCGGCAGCUGGUCUGCCAAGGCGGCUGCCGAGUCGGCAAGACUGUUUGGACAGGACAAGGUCAACGUCGCCGUUGAUGCCAGACUCACCAACAACGGCAAGUUCGGCAUUAUCCCUGACGAGAGCACCUGGAAACUGUCCAAAGAUGCUGCCUUGGUUUAUUUUUGCGCGAAUGAAACUGUCGACGGCGUGGAAUUUCAGGAGUUCCCCAAGGUCCUGACCCCCGGUCCUGACGGCAAGGGCCCCAUUGUCGUGGCCGAUAUGAGCUCAAACAUCCUUUCACGAAAGAUUGACGUCAAAAACUACUCUCUCAUCUUCUUUGGUGCUCAGAAGAACCUUGGAUCUGCCGGCAUCACCGUUGUCAUCAUCAAGAAAAACCUCAUUGCUCCCAUCACUUCGCAGCCCUCGGCACCCUCGAUGAGACACCUUGGACUCCCUAUUCCCCCUAUCAUCUUGCAAUACGACACCAUUGCUCAGAAUAACAGCUUGUACAACACGCUCAGCAUUUUCGAUGUCUACAUCGCCGGCCAAGUCCUGAAGAAGGCUCUGGCCACCUACCCGGACAAAGUCAGCGGCCAAGAAACUCUCUCCAAGCAGAAAGCCGAGCUCAUUUACAAUGCUCUGGAUUCCCACCCUGAUGUAUACCGCAUCGUGCCCCAUAAGUCGGUGCGCUCCAGAAUGAACAUCUGCUUCAGGGUGACCAAGGGCGGCGACAUCGACGCUGCUGAAAAGGACUUCUUGAAGCAGUCCACUGCUCUAGGCCUCACUGGUCUCAAAGGACAUCGUAGUGUUGGCGGAAUUCGAGCUUCCAACUAUAAUUCUAUAGCGUUGGAGGGAGCCCAGAAGCUGGCCCAGUUUCUUGUUGAUUUCGCAAAGGCUUCUUGAGCGCGGUUUGCGCCUUGGGCCGCCGUUAUGGGUUGGAUGAAUGAUGGGCGUUUUAUGACAUGCUCUAUAUGCUUGUGUAUAUUUGUGCAUGUACGUUGGUAUGGAUUUGCAUCAACUGGGACAUAUGGCUGUCGAAUUUCAACAUGUCCGAAAGCGUGGGUACGUGAUAUUUGGUGAGAUUGGAAAAGUUCAGGUAAAAAAUCUGCGUGUCGAUAGUCAUCAUUGAGCUAUAAGAUUCCUUGACAAUAAAACACAGACAUGUCUAUAACCAUCGCUGAGUUAUAAGAUUUCACAAUACU